AUGUGGUGGCAUAUUGUUCAUAUGGAUGGUGUAGUUGCUAUGUCAAGUGGCCUUCCACCUCUCGUCAGUGACGAAAACUAUUGGGACGUUCGUCUUACCAGCGAAGUUAAAGACACACUGCUCACUUCGCCAGAGGCUGAAGUGUACGAACGGAUGGUAGAUGAGGGCUACCGACGUCCCGAUAAGCCGGAUGAUCCAUCAAUAUGCGGGAGUUCGAUGGUUAACGUGUACUACAUCUCUGCCAAAGGAAAAUACAUAAUGGCCCGUAAGUCCUUUUCUUCCCAUGAUUGUACCUGGUAUAUAAAACGCAUGGUUACUAACCCGUACUUAGGUGCCAUUCGGAAGAUUCUGAAGAUACAACUGGGAACUAGACCUGUCACGAGAAAGGAUAUGGAAGAUCUCAAAUCAGUCCUUGUAGACCUUCAAUUUAAACUUCAUGCGCUCGUUGAUCGAAUUUCCAACCCUAAACGCCCAAGUGCCAAUUCCGAUACGACCCGAUGUAUCAAGCCCGACCUCCCUAACGGUGGACCUGGGUGUGGUGAGCAAUAUCACACUCCAGUGUUAACUGCAUUCCACAAAUGGGCAAAGAUAUUACUGUCUUUGUUUGUUCAUAAAGCUUUCUGCGUGGCUUACCAGCCUUUCCUGAAGAAUGCUAAAAGCAAGAUAUGGCCAGCCGCAAGGCAAUGUGCACUACGUCAUUGUCAUGGUUUUAUGGAAAAAUUUAUCCUCCUUGCGACGGACCCAGAUUUCCAGCCUUUCCAAUGGAGUUGGCCAGGGAUAAUGCUUAUCGAUUUAUAUGAACGGCCUACAAGCUCAGAGGCACCCAAGUCUAGGGCUUUUAUUGAUAAGAUAUUCUCCCUGUCCGGUCCGGAUGGUGGAGUUGUAGGAGGCGAAGAUGGGGUCACGACUUCAAGGCCAUUGAACGAUGGCGGGCGAGAAGCCUGGGAUAUGAUGCGAAGACUUCGCGAGAAGGCGUGGUUAAAGGCCGGGCUUGACCCACAAUUGCUUUGGACUGAACAAGCUCAGGUGCAGGCAGGUGUUGCACCUGUCAGAAGCCCUUCCGUAUCAACGACUUCUACUCGCAAUCCGGAGAGAAGCCUCAAGGAUCAGAGUGCAUCCCCCACGACAAACUUUGCAGAUAGUUACUAUGCGAUGAUCAAGAAUUCGUACGAUGACCACAGGCAUAUUCGACAGGCAUCAGCGGAGUCGAGCCGUGCAAGGGACAAACAGCCUAUCACGUUCGCAACUUUGCCCCAACAACAGCAACAGAUCCCCAGUCCCACCUGCACAAUCCCUGUUGUAGGUAAUGCUACAACCCCACAGCCGUCAUCGAACGCGUUCCUCUGGCCCUCCCAGCCGGUAUACCAGAACCCUUCAGGACCAUUAAACCAAAUCCCGGCGCUUGGCCAAGGAGAUGCGCGCGGCUACCUUAACCCAAACUCCGCGAAAUUUGUUGCUCUGGCUGGUGACCGAGCCAAUAUGGCACCGCCCAUUGGACUCAAAAUAGAAACUUCUCAGCCGGCAUUAGCUGAUAUUCCUCUGCAGGCAAUACCACAACAGCGUCCGCAACUAUCACAACAGACGCAGCAGGCAUCUCCACAGCAACAACAACAGCAGCGGCCACAGCCACCGCCCCAGCCCCAACAACAGCCACCACAUCCAAGUGCAUUCGAGCCGAAUGUCAACUUUGAUUGGGACCAAUGGGACGCUGUAUUUGGGCAAUAUCUCCCAAUUAUUGACGGGUACAUGGACCUAGAUAACAACGAGCCUCAGACGAACCCUAGUGAUCUGGCCUUAUCAUCCACGAUCCAGGUCUCAGAUGGCGAAAUGGGUAUACAUGAUCGCACAAUGGUAGGCCCAAGCAAUAACAGAAACUGGGCUGAUUUCGGCUAA
Messenger RNA from Trichophyton verrucosum HKI 0517, 1893 nucleotides. RefSeq names its product C6 transcription factor, putative. Lineage: Eukaryota; Fungi; Ascomycota; Eurotiomycetes; Onygenales; Arthrodermataceae. The transcript is spliced from 3 exons. The record is from RefSeq and is a predicted model, not a curated record. The coding region runs from base 1 to 1893 and encodes 630 amino acids.